CUACAUCGUACCGGGCUAGGAGCUACCUGGUAGUCAUCUCAACUUGAACUAAACAAACCCUCCAAUCCCUAACAAGAAAAAAACGGAAAAAAAGUAACAAAGGGCUCUAUCUUCUACCCGUCUGCCCGUCCGCCUGUCUGCGCCUCGUGCAAUCAAAAAUUGCACUCUCUUAAUCGUUACCUUUGGGGGGAAAUAUCCAAGCCUCCUUGAUAAUGUAUCCCUGGUAUAUGUCCUAUUUGGCUAACUAUGACGCGUGACGAUGGAAAAUAAUUCAGUCAACUUACCAAGUGUCCAAUGGAGAAUUCGCAAGACAGUAACGAGCUUGACGAACCCCGGCCAUUCCUAUGAGAAUGGUGAGCCUCACGAGGGCACUGCGUUGUUAGGAAAUAACCACGUCGGCACCAAUGGCUUUGGCAGCCACCACAGUCAUGGCGGGGCCUGGGAGUUCUUUUUCAAUGCGCAGCACACGCCGGGUACCGACAACUCGAAGCCAUGGGUGAAAUAUCCGGCGCAUGUCUGGCAUAUUACCAAGGCCACUUUAUUAAGCAGUCCUGUCAACGUUCUACUCGUGGCUGUACCAAUUGGUAUCAUUGCUGGUCAAACCGGUUGGGAUCCAGUCGCUGUCUUCACCAUUAACUUUUUCGCCAUUAUUCCCCUGGCUGCCGUGCUCUCAUUCGCGACGGAGGAGAUAUCUGCCAAGCUGGGCGAGGCUCUCGGAGGCUUGCUCAAUGCUACUUUUGGCAAUGCGGUAGAGCUGAUUGUUAGUAUAAUCGCCUUAAGGGACAAGCAGAUCGAGGUUGUCAAGUCUUCCAUGAUUGGCUCGAUUUUGUCGAAUCUGUUACUUGUCAUGGGUAUGUGUUUCUUCUUUGGUGGUAUCGUCAAUAUGCGAGAUGCAGAUGGCAAUGCCCAGGAGCAGAGCUUCCAGACCAUCACCGCCCAGACCACCGCCUCAUUAAUGACACUGUCCGCUGCCUCUAUGAUCCUGCCUGGAACUCUGUUUAUGAUUAUAAAUAAUAGCAAGAGUGGCGAUACUGCGGAACGCAACAGCGUCAUACUCUCCCUCUCUCGCGGGACUGCCAUCAUUUUAUUAAUUCUAUAUGUCCUCUACCUUUGGUUCCAGCUGAGAACCCACCAUACGCUGUUCAGCGCUGAGUCUGGACCCGACCCGGAACAAGAACAUGACGAACCCAUUUUACCAGCUAGCGAUGACUUCCCCGAGAACACACGAAGACCGGUUCGUCAGGAACAUGGCGAAGUCGUGGAAGAAGAGGUACAUAUGAGUCCGUGGUCUGCUGGCGCUGUCCUCAUUGUCACGACGGUUUUGGUCUCUAUUUGCGCCGACUACCUGGUCGAAAGUAUCGAUGCUCUCGUGGAACGCGCGCACAUUAGCCGAAGCUUCAUUGGUCUUAUUCUCAUUCCUAUCGUGGGCAAUGCCGCGGAACACGUCACUGCGGUUGUCGUGGCGGUUAAGAAUAAGAUGGAUCUGGCUUUGGGAGUUGCUAUUGGCUCCAGUAUUCAGAUUGCUCUGUUCGUGACUCCAUUCCUCGUGGUGCUUGGAUGGAUUAUGGAUAGGGAUAUGGAUCUGCACUUUGAGACUUUUGAAACUGUUUCAUUUGCGUUGGCUGUAUUGGUCGUGAUCUACACGGUCCAAGAUGGAAAGUCGAACUAUCUCGAAGGCGCAAUGUUAAUGGCCUUGUAUAUUAUUAUCGCUCUCGCGUUCUUUGUCACUCCUAGUGCGUACUUCGAUACCGAUUGGGUGGUUGGUAAGCUUAGCAGCUUGAUCAGUUCGACAUGAUCUUUUGUCUUUGCAAUGCCCGGGCCUUUUUAAGGGGUAGUUUUACCGUGUAUGAAGAUGCGCAAGUAUUCGCAUUCUACCACGUCGUAACCACUCGGCACAUCACUUGAUGACGUGUGGGAACGUACUACUACUACUACUAUACAAUAGCACUAUGAAGUAGUGCCUACCUACCUCGACGAGGUUUCCCUUGAAAUCCCAUAUUCUCAUCAAGUUAUUCAAACGUACCUUUCCUCUUUCCCUUUUCGUUUUUGUGCCUCUUCCUCGUCUGUUCACGUGUAUAACUAGUAGUUGGUUUAGUAAGUUUGGUUGGGCAGAAACCCCUUUAAAAGACGGCACAAGCUGUAGGUAGUACCACCAAAUGUUUGGGGGGUUUUUUUUUUGGGGGGG
Messenger RNA from Hypoxylon fragiforme, 2185 nucleotides. RefSeq names its product Calcium/proton exchanger. The coding region runs from base 260 to 1795 and encodes 511 amino acids. Gene Ontology annotation, biological process: intracellular calcium ion homeostasis; calcium ion transmembrane transport. The record is from RefSeq and is a predicted model, not a curated record. NCBI's taxonomy places the organism in Eukaryota, Fungi, Ascomycota, Sordariomycetes, Xylariales, Hypoxylaceae. The transcript has 8 exons. Gene Ontology annotation, molecular function: calcium:proton antiporter activity. Gene Ontology annotation, cellular component: fungal-type vacuole membrane.